Messenger RNA from Gymnogyps californianus (California condor), 3532 nucleotides. RefSeq lists its product as uncharacterized. NCBI's taxonomy places the organism in Eukaryota, Metazoa, Chordata, Aves, Accipitriformes, Cathartidae. The coding region runs from base 81 to 2705 and encodes 874 amino acids. The record is from RefSeq and is a predicted model, not a curated record. The transcript has 2 exons.
GAAUUCACCGGAGCUCUGCAGCGACCGUCUCCAGGUCCCCGGGACUGCCAGGACAUCCAGCCAAGGAUUGAUAAAGGAAAAUGGAAGGCGAUUGUGACCAGCGGGAAGGGCGAACUUCGUGGCAUCACCAGCCCUGUUUGCGCUGCGGGGAAAAUGCUUUCAAAUUUGUGGUUGCAGGAUUUGCUUUGCUUUCUGGUAUGUGCAUAGUGCUGAGCACCCAACGUGCCCAACCAACCCAUCAGCACCUCAGACAAAAAGUCAGUCAUUCCCACUUAGAAAGGCACCCUGACACAUGGGCCGCAGCCCAGCACAGGGUUAGGAGGUACACAAAAAUUGGGACCGAUUGGCCCUGGUCUCAAGCUCACAUAAAAUAUACAGGAAGCAUGGGAUUAAAUUCUAACAAAGGCUUAAAUUUGUCAACGGUGGUUAUGCAUGGGACGGAGGUGUAUUUGGAAAACGAGUGGAGCUGGGAUAGCACAAACAGACUUCCACAGCUGCUGGGGAAGGUGGGACAAGAAAUAAAGGUAGGGUGCAGGGUAAUUAAUGGAUCCACUCACCAACGAGUAACUCAAAUCUCUGUAACUGAAGUAAAAACUAAGAAAAACCAGAAAAAAAACUGUGCUGUGGAAAAAUUGGACUGUUGGUGCAAUUUUACUUUGGUCCAGCCAGUCUUUGUGGUCUGCCUCUGGGCCCACAACAGCGUGGGGCUGUCCUUUAAAUUCAAGAUUAGCACCACGACACGCUCCUUUGCUGCUGUUAAGAUCUCAAAGUGCCAUUUUUUGGCCUGGCAUGCAGCCCAAUACGCUGAAGUUGGCAACCAGGUAAAACUGGAAAUUAAAUACUCCCAAGAAAGUAUAACUGAUCCGAUGCAAACUGAUGGCACCACCGUGACUAUCGCUGCCCCUAACGGCCACAAGUGGGUCGUGCCAGUAAACUGCCUCCGCGAGAGCAAAACGCUUAAUAGAUCUGAAUUAGGUGCGGAGGCUUCAUGGUAUAAUCAGGAUUACGGACGCUGCCCACACCUGGUCAUAAACCUCCACGUAUGGUGUCGAGGAAACCUGAGGGUAGAAAUGUCCCCUGAGCUUGGAGGAAAGUGGUGGAUAGAGGGCCCUGAAGGAUUUAAAAGGGAGUUUACCAUCAUUGCUGUCUUGCGCCCUUUUGUUUCCAAAAUAGGCCCCUAUGUAGUCAAGCAAAAUCACAUCCAAGAGCUGUUGACCGGGCCUGUCCGAUCACUGAAGAAGGUGGUGUUGUCCCUGUCCACCGUUAACAUUUCGUCCGUCAGACCGCAUUGUACCCCCUUCCUAUCCACCCUCAACACUGGCUGGCUGGCUUGGCUCCACAGCCGCUCCAUCCAGGGGACCCGGGCCAGAAGAGACCUGCUGGCCACAGCGCUGGGAGGAGGAGGCGCCGGGCUGGGAGUCCUCAACAGCAUGAAUGUUGAGGUCUUGGCCAACAAGUUGGAGGCUGUCACGUCGGGCAUGCAGGGCCUCCUCAACCCCCUGAAUUCAUCCCUGGCCAGCCUUGGGAUGGGGCAGUGGCUCGUGUCAGAGGUGUUGCCCACUUGGGAACAAAUAAGCGAGAAAGACCACCAGGUGCUGUUGCGAGCACUGGGCAUCGAACAAAAUAACAUCUCUCUUGCUCUUAGUUGCAUCCAGGCCCAGAUGUGGGUGCAGAGUGUCGUUGCAGGUAUCCUGAGAGACGGUGACAACGGCGUCCUCCCCACCGAGAUCCGAAAGAUUGUGUGGGACGCGGCCACAGAGAAGGAGCGGCAGCUCCAAGCCUGGUGGAGGCUCGUCAACUUCACCCAUGACCAGGUCCUCAACGCAGUCAUCGCCCACGUCCUGACUGUGGCAGAGGCUCGCAUCGAAAAGGUCUACCCCAUCGUGGCCCUGGGGGUUAACACAAACGGGUCCGUGGUCUACCCCCUGGACCACCGCAUGUGGGCGAGGGUGUCUGAUGGGAAGUGGCAAUCGGUAGAUUUGGAAGCCUGCAUUUUGGAAAGGGGGCUGGGAUUCAUAUGCGAAGAUGAUGCCCUUAAGGCGAGUGACGUUUGCUUUGACACCAAAGAAGGGGUGUGUCAUUUUGAGAUCAAUCCCCAGAGCAGUAAUAAAACCGUGUUAGCGUAUGUGGGGAAAGGGUGCGUGUGUUUUAGAACGAUGUGUAAAUACGUGCAAAUUAAUGAAAUUUAUAAUCAGACCGUGUUUAAUGACUCGAAUAUGUGUGCUUGCAAUGUAGCUAUUAUUAGAGGCUGUGAUUUUGUGUAUAAACCGCCCGUGUUUACUAGCCAGUUACUAAUCAGAAACUAUACCUUGUAUCGUAGUAUAACCCCAACCCCCAUCGGUAUGGAUUUGUCACUUGUAAAAGAAAUGUUAGAGCAUGCAAAUUUACAGCAGCUGUUAGAAAAUGCUAAGGCAGAAGCUAAAAAGAUUCUGAUAACUGUACAUCAUGAUGGUAAUGUUAUAAAACAGGUAAUGGAACGAAUUAAGAGGGUGGGAGAACACCACUGGUGGGAAAUUUUCUUCGGCUGGUCCCCCACGGCCACCGGUAUCUUCAACACUCUGCUGCACCCCAUUGUAGUUAUUCUGCUAAUGCAAAUCUGCGUGUGCUUUGCCAUGGUAGCGACUUGUUACUGGAUGAGGCAGGUGAAGCUCUGCAUUGACAACCAGGUGAAAGGACUGGGGCUGGCCAAGCGCCUCCUACCAUAGUCAAGGGCAAGACUGGGUUGGCCUCUGUGUUUGCCACCAAGAAGAACUUUAAGCUCCGCUGUUGGCUGCAACCCAGUAGGCGUUGAGCGGUGGGGACACACGCCAUACCAGACCUUGAUGUGAGGGAUGGCCUCCUCUGUUAUAAGAGGGCCAUCCAGGAGGGGAGGGCAGGCCAAGCAGCCUGUGGUUGGCAUGAAUCAUAGAAUGGUUGAGGUUGGAAGGGACCUCUUGAGAUGAUCUAGUCCAACCCCCCCUGCUUAAGCAGGGUCACCUAGAGCAGAUUGCCCAGGACUGUGUCCAGUUGGGUUUUGACUAUCUCCACAGAUGGAGACUCCACAACCUCUCUGGGCAAACCUGUUCCAGUGUUUGAUCACCCUCACAGUAAAAAAGCAAGAGUUAGCAUAAGUAACUUGUCUUUGAACCUCUCAUCCCCAAAUGCUAAUGGGAAGAAGCUGCUCUUGUGUGAUUUAAGACUCCUUAAGCAGAGGAGAAAGGGAUAAGGAAAGCCAAGGACAGUGUCUUUGGAAGGAAAGAGAUGGGAACGUAAUGCCUAAGCGUGGAAAAGCACCCACUGAAGAUGGCAGAGGUGUUAUCAGCCUCAAAGACUUGGAAAGACGAUAAAAGAUGAGCAGAAUGAAAGACCCUGUAAUCACCUUGGACUUAAAGGAGCUGAAUCCACAUGGACCUUUGCAGCAACUAUCUCCAGGUUCCCGAGACUCCCAGGACGUCUGGCCAACGGACUGGUGAGAUCUUGUUUUUGGAGCCUGGACAUCACCGCUUUGCUUUGCCUAGUUGUGCAUGUACUCAAUAAAAUGUGUCUGUCAGAG